AUGGCUACCGAAGACCCGAUUCCAAAGGUCGAUCCUGAAGUUGAGAACGAGUCCGACAACGAAUCUGACGUCGAAAGCAUUGUAGAUGUGAGUGAAGAGCUCGCCAAAACCGCCGAUCAGCUGAACUAUGUGGAAACCCUUGAGAUUGGCGAAACUGCAGAACUGAACAAAGCUCUGGUAGAUUCGUUUCAUUGUUAUUACACCGAUGUUAUCAAUGAGUUUGCUGAUGUUGAGAUCUUCUUGAUCUCGUUGGACUCGCUUCUGUGCGAGUUCACAGCUCACAAGUACAACAACUGGGUGUUGGGAGGUCAAACCAUUGUUUUGGCUCACCAGGUAAGGAAUUUUGUUAGGUCUUUGUUUGAUUUUUAGGUACAAAACAGAUUGAAAAUGAUAUUAACAUUGAUGAAGGAGAAAAUUGCUUUGUUUUUAUAGAUAACUUAAUAAAAAGACUUUAGUUUUUAACAAAGACUUUUGAAAUAUUAUAAAAGAAGGUACGAAGCUUCAAAAUUAAUUCUUCAGGUCCGAUCUUUCUUCGAGCGCCUAAACGACCUCAACGCCAAGUACAAGUUGAUCUGGUUCACAGACUUGGAACACAAAUAUGCAUCGGAUUCAGUGUUGAACUUCUUCUACAAUUACUUGAUCGCGUUCUUGGAUAGCACAGAGUACUCAAAGUAUGUGGAGCGAUUCUCAAGCCCUUUGGACCCAGAAUGGGAUUCUUUUUUGAAACGAUUAACUCCUUCGUUCUUGUUGAUGUCUGUCGAAAACCCGAGUUUGGAGGUAGUUAGAGAUGAAAUCAACUUUGUUUUUGAGUUUGCUUCUGUUGGUGAGUUAUUUUUUUAUGGUAUUGGGUGUUUAGAUUUAAAUUUUCGAGGUGGCGGGCAUGGUUAAUAUAAAGUUUUUGGAAUUUUGGGCUAGUAAAGGUAGGAUUGACCUUUGAACGACGAUUUUUGUUAAGUUGUAGUAGUGUAACAUGAUUCUGCUUACCUUUUCUGUAAUCUUCUGGGCAAGAAAAGGUCAGAAAGUUUAUGGAAGAGGCACAUCUUAAUGUUUAUUAUAAUAUAAGAAGUUUUUUGACUAAAAUGUUGUAAAUAGGCAUAUUUUAGAUAUUUUAAUUAAUAAUGUAAUUUUAGCCGUCCAACUGAUCACAAAAGGCAUUCCGGUGAUUUAUUUCGAAGGUUUCUCAAUGAACUUCUCAACAGUAUUAGCCUAUCGUAUUAAGGUUUGCCCGGUCGUUGCCUUCAACUUCGACGAAAGGUUAAGCAAUAUCUGGAACAAAUCAGCUGGUAAGACGAGUAGAAUUGAAUUUUAAUUUUUUUUUACAUUUGCGAAUUUCAAAGAAUCGUAUUUUACAUCAAAUUUCAGAAAAACGAAUCCACUCCCUAAGUGCCGGUGAAUGCAAAAACACGGUCGAUUUCCUCACCAUUGUCUUGAAGAAAGAGUUGGAAAAGGGAAGAGACGCAGAUUUUGAAAAGUUUUGCUUAUCAGUAUUACUAGCCGGCUUCAUUGGACAGACGGUCGGCUACAAAAGGUACCUACCGAACGCGGAAGCACCAAAAGUCAGUGACAUCUUGGUGACACAAUGUAGGCGGAGAAUUUAUGCCGCUUUGACUGAGUCAUUGAAGAGCUUGGAUGUUAAGGUAGGUUUUUAAAAGGUGGAAGUUGUUUCGAAAGAAGUCGGAGUUUUGAGAUUUUGGGUAUCGUUUAAUAGUCUAAUGAUGAAUAUUGGCCUAUGAAAAUGACUUUUUUGCUAUUUUUUUAUUAUAAGUGUCAUUUGCGUAAUUUUUCUACUUUAGACUGUCAAAUUCCUGCUAGACGACAUCUGGGAUGGUCGUCUAAUUCUCUUUAUCUUCGCCAAUGCCAUUAACAACAAACCCAUCCUUCCCUACCGUUUACAAAUGGAAUUUGCCAAAGCUCACGAGAAAGUAGGCUUCAAAGAAGCACUGGCUACAGACGAGAACGACACUCUUCUAAUCCCACCAGAAGACGAAAACGACGGCGAUCUUCUGAUCAACAGCUGUGGCAUCUUCCCAGUCCAAAACGGUUUUGUCGAUGCCAUAUUCGGAGACAAUGAAGUCUUGAAGAAGUUGAGCCACAACCCAGAAGAACAAACCGACUUUGAAAGCAUCUUCAGAAGCGCCUUCAAAUGGAGAUUCUUGCCGGUCGAAGAUCGUCUACUUCAACUAGAACCUAAAGUACAACUAACAGCGUACGAGAUCAAGAAGUUGAACAGAAGCAGACAACGACAAUCCAAAUGGCUUCAAGCUUUCUCGGAUUCGUUAGAAGGAAGAGGUAACGAUUUAUUGGUCGAUUUCUCCCGUGUCCCAAGGUUACCAGCAGUAGAAGAAGAGGAAAAGAAAGAAGAUGAGGAUGAUAAGAAAGGAAAGAAGGGAGGCAAAGGAAAGAACGACAAAAAGGCAACAAAGGCUCCAAAAUUGUCAAAGAAAGAUCAGAUUCUGGAAGCUAAUAAGCAGGCCAUGGUUAAGAAACAAGUUGAGAGUGACAAGGUCAAGAUUCAGUAUGCUACAAAGGUCAAAACUAACGUGAGUUUCUAAAUUUUCGUUUGUUUUUUAGGUAUCAGUGGUUUGCUUUGUUGAUUUUAAGGUCUUUUUUGUAGUUAUUUAGGAUUUAAAAAGCCUUUUUGUUUAUUUUCUGAUAUUAUUGUAGUUUAAAAGGUCGAAAAAUCCACUGGUUUAGAUUUUUUACACUUGUUAACCAAAGAAUUUCUAAAAUUGUCAUUUUUAGGCCAUUCAAGCCUUGGAAAACGUGAAAAGAAAGCUUCAACUCGAUGAAUCCAAGGCCAUUUGCGCCUACGAACUCAUCCUCCGUUACGCCGACGCCUUCUACGCGAAGGCCAACAAGUGCCAGUCGGUGGAAGAGAAACGACAAGCAGCGGUUGAUCUAGUAGGCCAAAUCAAACAAAGUUUCGUUUCUCAUUGGCAAUUCUUGGAUUCUUCUCAACAGGGCAAGAUCGAAGACAUUUGGAUCCAACUCGGCUUCUACAAACAUCCAAAGAAGAAGGCCAGUAGGGAGUAUGACUUGGGAAUCGAUGUGAUUUACUAUCAACUCUACCACGGUGGACGUUUGAUUGAUGUACUGACGGAUUCACAACAAGAUGAACGUGUUGUCGGCUUCAAACCGGAUGCUUGGCAAAGGAAAAUGUUGAAUGUCGUGGAUAGAGGUGGGUGUUUUGAGUUUGAUUAGGUUAUGUUGGGAGUUGGUUGAUAUUUUAAUACCUAAACUACUAUUUUUUGAAUCUUUUGUUAGCUAUACUUUAAAAACUAAAAACGCAUUUUUAGGUGAAUCAGCCCUAAUUGUCGCCCCAACUUCGGCCGGUAAGACCUUCGUUUCAUACUACUGUAUCGAAAAGGUCCUUCGCCAAAGCAACGAAGAUGUCGUAGUCUACGUAUCACCCUCAAAGGCCUUGACCAAUCAAGUUUGUGGCUCAGUGUACGCCAGGUUCAGAAACAAGCCCCUACAAGGCAACACCGUCCUGUUCGGUACGAUCUUGAACGAGUACAGCGAAAACGCAUUGAACUGCCAAGUCUUGAUCACCAUCCCUCAAUGUCUGGAAGAAAUGUUGCUCAGCCCAGACCCACAAAUCCAACAGUUUGUCAGCCGCAUCAAGUAUGUCAUCCUUGAUGAAGUUCACUGUAUUAACACGGCUGGACAAGGUCACAUUUGGGAGCACAUCUUCUUGUUGAUCAAGGCCCCAUUCCUAGCACUUUCUGCCACAAUCUCCAACGUUGACGUCUUCCAUCAAUGGCUGCAAGGAGCAGAGAACUUCAAGGCCGUGAAAGGAGAAAAGCCACGAAAUGUCAAUCUGAUCGUCUACAAGGAAAGAUGGUCCGAAUUGGAAUUGGCCAUCCAGAAGAUGGAUGACUGUCCAGAUGAUAUUGAUUUCACAAGAGAUAUUGAGUUGUUCAACAAAGGAUUCAGUCUGGCCGACAUGAACAGAAAGAGCGACUCGAAUCAAGGGAGUUUGGCCGAUAUCAACAAGGCCAUCAAGUCGGACUUGAAGUAUUUCAUGCCUUACAGUGUCUACAAGCCAGAGAAAAUCCGUAUGUUUUCCAUUCCAGAUGACCAACAACUGACUGCUAGACAGAUUGUCGAGCUUUAUGUUAUCAUGGCUGAAGUGGACGGUAAAGUCAAGUAAGUUUUGGUGGGAAGUUGAAGUAGUAAAGGCAUGAUUUCUAUACUUUUGUAUUAGAAAAAGGAAACUAAAGUCUUAUUUUUGGAUAAGAAAUUGAUUUUUUAUAAUUAAAAUGAAUUUUCAUGACGUUGUUUUAUUGCUUUUGACCGUAAAUUCUUUUAGAGACGAGUACGAACCCUCAAAGUUCUUCGGGUACACUCCAGGAGCCCUAGAAUGCGUCUGGUUGAACAGAACUCAACUCCGUGACUUUGAGACAAAACUAAAACAACGUUUCCUCGACUGGUUGCACAACGAUCAGGCCAAGAUUGACAAGGUCUUCGAAAAGCUGGAAACCGACGUCAAGGACGAGUUCGACAAGCGAAUGAAGCCCUUCAACAUGUUCAGAGCCGCCCUUCACAACGUAGUCCCAUUGUUGGAUCAACUCAAAGGUGAUGACAUGUUACCAUCAAUUUGCUUCAACGACAACCGUGAAUUCUGCGAACAAUUGGCCAUUCACUCGUUCAACGAAUUCGAAGUCCGAGAAAUGAGGUACAUGAACACGGCCGAAUUCAAGAAAAAGUUCAACUUCAAGGCUGAAGAUCGUGCCGCCAAAUUGGCCAAAAGAAAGCGUGAUGUAAAGGAAGACGACAAGAAGAAGGGAGGACCUCCAGAAGACGAACCCCCAGAGUCGGCCGAAGAUUCAGAUGUUUUUGCGCUUCAAAGAAUCAAGCUGAAGGAAGUUCUUUCACAAUUCAAACUCCAAGGCCGAGUAUCAGACGAAGAACUCUACGAGAAGACCAUCGAGAGGCUGAACCAAAAGAGUGGCAAUCGCCCAUCCACCAAAACCCUACUCAAGCUGUUCGAAAGAGGAAUCGCCUUCCAUCAUGAAGGUCUGAAUGCCCAAGAAAGAGGAGCAGUUGAAAUCUUGUUCAGAGCCGGCUUCGUAGGAAUUCUGUUCUCAACCUCCACCCUCGCGCUGGGUAUGAACAUGCCCUGUAAGACGGUUGUGUUCGGCAUUGACACUCCACAAUUGUCGCCCCUCCAGUUCCGUCAAAUGAGUGGUCGUGCUGGUCGUCGUGGUUAUGAUCCAGCCGGUACCGUCAUCUUCAUGGCUCUACCAACAAGCAAGAUCCGCCGUCUCUUAACGGCCUCGCUGGCUACGCUGAGAGGUAACGUCCCAUACACGACGUCAUUCCUGUUGAGACUGUUCAGCUACGUCAACGGAAUCAAGGAAGAGUUCUCGACCAGGGAAGAGAUCGCUGCUGCCUACAAGGCCAAGACGAUAUCAGAAAAAGUGGCCACAACAUUGUUGGAGAAGCUGAAGUUGAAGGAAGCCACCAAGAAGAAGAUCUCAUCAGAAGACGACGUGGUUCAGAAGGAAGGAAGAAUCCAAGCUGCUCUCACUCUACUCAAGAACUCGUUCGCUCUCUACACUAGACACGAGAAGAAAGAAGGAUCCUUGAAGGAAGUCCUAAAAGGCCUCACCUUCUUCAACAUCCAACUACUCAGAAGACUGCAACUCAUCAACGACCAAGGAGAAACCACCGGCUUUGCCAAUAUUGCAGUACAUUUGGGUGUCCACGAGCCAGGCAAUUUGCUCUUCGUCUACCUACUACAAGUUGGCGCCUUCCACAAGCUUCACAAAACCACCCACGAAAACGAAACCCAGUACAAACAGACCCUGGUCAAUGUUCUGGCUCACUUGUUCACGAACAGAAGACUGCCAGUCGGAUACGAACCUGGAGAGAAGAACAUUGCUCUGCCAAAAAUGCCAGAAAUGUUCGAGGACCUAGUCAACAAGUACAACAAGGACACGGAGAAGCUGUUGUUGGCUAGUCUGCAAGCUUUCUUCCCUUCAAAACAAAUUGACGUAAGUUUUUUGGGCUUGGGUGGUGGUUAAUAUAGAAUUUUUUAGAGGAUUUUGGGUGUAUAAUUUUGUUUUCCAAGCUUAAAAUAUAAUUUUUUUAAAUUUCAGUUGCGUUUUUAAAGCCUGUUUUGACAUAAAAUAAUAUUAUUCUCCAUUUCAGAACGAAUAUUUCCGAUUGAGCGGCAAAACCACGGACCUAUCGUUCGCCGAAACCAACGUCGUAUCAGUGUUCGACGAUGAUCUAGCCGUCGACCCAGCCUUCAUCCCAACUGUUGUCGAACUAAAGGACCACAGAGGCCGUGUGAUCCACAGAAACUCGUACGCAUACGACUUUUACAUCAACGGAUCCAAGGAUUCUUUGAUCACGGACAACAAACUCGACAUUGGAGAGAUUUGGUACCUGAUUGAUGACUUUAACGUAAGUUUUAGGAGGUUUUAAAGGGUUUUUUGGGAUUUUGAAAGAUUGAAAUGGAUGAGGCGAUGUUAGGCUUUGUAAUUGUGUACCACUAGUACCAUGUUACCUUUGCUUUUAUCAAAAUCAAUUUUAAUGACUGCUCCCCCUGUGGAUUUAAAUUUUUUUUGGUAAUAAUCAUAACCUUUUGGUGCACUAAUAGUACCAGUUUAUAAUUCGCUUCUAUUUUCAGAAGAUGCUGAAAUCUCUGCGUGAAGUGUUGGCCUACAGCGCCCGUGUCAACGACGCCGUCCUCCUCUCCGUCACCCAGAUCUCGGAAGAGUACGAGAAGAAGUUCAGACACGCGUUCGGCAUGAAAACCUUCACUUGA
Molecule: messenger RNA, 6778 nt
Organism: Bursaphelenchus okinawaensis
Lineage: Eukaryota; Metazoa; Nematoda; Chromadorea; Rhabditida; Aphelenchoididae
Source: the annotation of a GenBank genome assembly